CAAAUUCAGACUGUCACAGCUGUGUGUAUGUGCCGUUAGCCACAGUUAAAGUUUCCGUAUCAGCUGUUUUAUUUCGCAGUAUUAUUUUUUAAUUAAAUUGUGAGCGAAUAUAUUUUAUACAAAUGACCUCGGUGGUUGAGCACGGCCGACGGAGAGGAUCCGGUAAAAGUGUGUCUCCGGCAGAGGAAGCCAGCAGGAUGAUCCAGCCGCCUGAUCUCCACAAAGUCACAGUCUUAAGCAAGGCUGAAUGGCUGAGGAUUCAAGAUGAACUGAACGGGGUUAAUAAAGACAAGGAGCGAAUGAGAGAGGCUGCGAACCAGAGGGAGGCCCUGCACCUGCAGUCAAAAGAGGUGGUGAAACUGUGGUCCAAUACCAUCGCUGGUCAGAGGCAAAAGAAGCUGGAGGCAAAGAGGAUUCGGGAGCAGAUUGAGGAAGAGAAGAAGAAACUGAUUGAUAAAGAAGAGGCCAAAUACCAGGAGCAAAAGCGUAAAGAGGCCAUUGAAAAAGCCAAGACUCAGCUGUAUUAUCAAUCCGACCGAGUCAAAGGAUUACACCGUGCACUCUUGCUGACAGAAGUGCUGAAGGAAAGGGAGGCUCAGAUUGAGCUGAAGCAAAGAAUAAAGAGUGCCACUAAAGAUGUGGACAAGGUAUUCAUGGACGUGGCAAAGGCCAGAGAUGAUGAAGCACUUAGACUGGAGCAGGAGAAAGUGCUUCAGAGAAGGCUUGAGAGACAGGCUGUUGCUGAGGACCUGAAAAACCAGAUUAAGGAAAUAGAAUUGCUGAGAGAGCGACAAAAGGCAGAGAACAAGAAGGACGGAGAGGAAAUCCAACGCCUUCGAGAACUCUUUCAAUGGGAGCAAAGAAUGGAGGAAGAGAGACAAACAGAGCAGAAGAAGAGCCUUUUGCAAGCUCACCUGGUAGGGUCUCAGCAACACAGGUUAUGUAGUACUUGUAUUUUUAGUUUACUACUGUGUUCUCUGUAUCUACAGGAACACCUUGCCAAUAGAGACCUCAUAAGAGCAGCAGACACUCAAAAACAGGAGGCUGAGGAGCAGCAGAGAAAACUUUUUCUCUCUGCAAAACAAAAGAUGAUGAAGUUAAGGAAAGACAAAGAAACCGAGUUGUUCAGAGAGGCCCAGAUGCAGAGAGAGAGGAUAAUGAGUAAACUGACAGACACACAGCGGGAGCAAACAGUCAGCGAGGAGCAGAGGAUCGCUAAGGCUGUGGCUGAACGGGAUGCAAAGCAGGCACAACAGCAGAGGGAGGAGGAGGAAAAGAAGGCUGCAGUGUUGAAGGCGAUCACUGCACACAGAGAGUUCAUGAGACGCGAAAAGGAGCAGAGGGACCAAGCAGCGCUGCAGAGCACCCGAGACGCGCUUCAGGCCAAGACAGAGGCUGACAGAAUAUUUUCUGAGAAACAACAACUGAAGGCUCAGAGGAUCAGAGAAGAUGAAAGAAAACUGCAAGACUUCAAUGCCACACAGAUGGCUGAAAAGAUUGCCAGGGCCCAGCAGCUGAGAAGAGAAGAACAUGAGUUUGAGGGGAAGAACACAGACCUUGCUGCUGAGGAGGAAAACCAGUUUCAGCAGUACUCACAGCAGGUCAUCCGUGCGGCAGCGGACGCUCAGCGAAACGUGUUUCCACUUUGCAGAGCUGCGAGGGAAGGAACUGGAGGAGGGCUUGGUCCCGUUUUUGGUGGAGUCAGGGCUAGUUACCUUGUUCAGGACCGUAGUGGGGCUCAGAUGCCCAAAUAUGUCUCUGGUGCCACCCAGAACAUUAAAAAGCUCAAUGAAGCUGUAGAUAUUCAAGAAGCAAAGAGGAGACUUGGCUUUACGUGGCUUACAUAGUUCAAUCCCAGCUGGCAGUUUUGGUUCCGAGUGUUUGCCUGAGUUUACCAUCUUUGAGUUUACUGAAUGUUUCAGUAACAUUCUUAUAAUACUUUGACAAGGCUGUCUGAAAUCACUCCCUCAUUGACUACUCCGUAUAUAACACUCAAUAGUUUGCAAUAUAGUGAAUAGUAAAUAGGGAUUUUGGACACUUGAACUGUCAUCAUUUUGCAUCAUCCCUGACAGGUUGAAUCUCGUGACUUUUCCCUGGUGGUCCAGGCGAUGACACCAACCAUGACCCAGAGUGUUCAUGGUUCAUGUCCAGACGAGGACUUGUCAUUGGUUGUUGCUUCUAUCUCUGUCUCCCCCUCAUUUCCUGUCACCUCAUUACCGAUGGCACAACAAUACUCCAGAAUGCUUGUAAAACAGUUGUUAUGGAGAUUACCAAUGUGUCCCAAAUCUACACUACACACUAAAUCUAAGCAGGCUCCAAAGGAAAUGGAGGAACUGUUCACAGCUGGCAAGUGUAAAAAGAUUUGUGGAGAAUGGUGAAACAGCUCCAGAAAGAUCUUGGAAAAAAUUAAGUAAUCUCAACAAAGACAUUUUGCUCUCCAUUUCUGAAGGUUAAGAAGCAGUGAGAUUCAUGAGUCACAGUGUUAUGGACGUCUGACGAUGGACCAUUUCCUGCUCCUGUUAGUUUUUAUACAAACUGCUACAACAGUAUACUGUAACAUUUAGCAUGUUGUACAUACUGUGUAGAAUUAGGUUGUUGAAUGAAUUUGGGACGCGGUGCAUAAUUUUUACUCUGGCACACAGUACACACUGCUCUAUGCAGGAUAGUAAAUAGGGAGUGAUUUCAGACAUAACUAUCAUAACUUCAAAGUGUUCAUUGGGUUAAUGAUGUAUAUACUCUGGACAACAUUCUCUGAAAGUUGCAGUCAAACUGCUCAACAGUUUAUUACCAACACUGCAAUGAGCUUCUGUGAUGUUCAGAAAAAUCAUACGUGUGGUCAAUGUUCACAAAACAUUGUGAGAACAUUUAACAGAACAAACUGUUCGAAAUUAACCAGGCAACAAAGUGUUCUGUGUAUGUUUCACAUUAGCUGCUCAAAGCAGAGAUGACGACUCGUCUGAGCUAAAAAUAUGGACUCUGGUUUACACUGAUCCGAGAAAUUAAUUACCACAGCAGUUAACAAUACGGUGUCAGUUUCCCAUGAUAAUGUAAUCACUGUUUAUUACUAUAAUUUUGGAUGCUAAUAAUGUUUGGGCCUCAAAACUGAAAAUAAAUGUGAUGUUUUGUUUGUGUUAUAAUUGUAACACUAUUUACAGAAUAUUAAAACAACUGAUUAAAAUCCAAAUUGAGCAUUUUAAUUCAUUCUACACUUGAAUUGAGAUCUUCUUAAAACCAACUUGCACAAAACGCAGUUUAUACAAACUGAUUUAUGUUGUACUUACAGCAUGACAUCACACUUCUUUCAAGAAAAAAAAAAAAAAAUCCAGAGGUAUCUCAAAACCUCAUUAACAAA
Lates calcarifer (barramundi perch) is the source of this 3352-nucleotide messenger RNA. It is a transcript of the gene cfap210, whose product is annotated as cilia and flagella associated protein 210. The coding region runs from base 123 to 1847 and encodes 574 amino acids. The transcript has 8 exons. NCBI's taxonomy places the organism in Eukaryota, Metazoa, Chordata, Actinopteri, Centropomidae. The record is from RefSeq and is a predicted model, not a curated record.